This is a messenger RNA of Ictalurus furcatus (blue catfish), 4944 nucleotides long. RefSeq lists its product as uncharacterized. The transcript has 10 exons. The coding region runs from base 234 to 2804 and encodes 856 amino acids. The record is from RefSeq and is a predicted model, not a curated record. NCBI's taxonomy places the organism in Eukaryota, Metazoa, Chordata, Actinopteri, Siluriformes, Ictaluridae. Gene Ontology annotation, biological process: regulation of microtubule cytoskeleton organization; microtubule anchoring at microtubule organizing center; protein localization to organelle. Gene Ontology annotation, cellular component: Golgi apparatus; cytosol. Gene Ontology annotation, molecular function: cytoskeletal adaptor activity; dynein complex binding; dynactin binding.
CGCGCGAAGGAGGAGGAGGAGGUGGAGAGCAGGGGCUGUGAAUUUAACAGGAAUAUUUCUCAUCCUUCGCUUUAUAAAGUCCGGCUCUUGUUGUAUAUAGCUUUGGAAAUAUCUACAGCGUGUCAUAUUUUUACACGUUAGAGGAGUUUGUAAACGCCGAGGACGAAUUUCAGACGGGGCCAUGAGGGAGCAGGCGUGACCAGAGUGUCCCGGAGUGCUGUGUAAGGAGGAGGAUGCAGGAGGAGGAGGACAUGGAGGCGACCAGAGGAGCGUGCCUCGUGGCUGAAGUGGAGCGGCUCUCUGCCGAGCUCCAGGAGGCCAAUGAGGAGAAGCUGCAGGCUGCACGCUAUGGCCUGGCCGUGUUAGAAGAGAGCGCCGCUCUCAAGACCAAACACAGCCAGCUGGAGGAGGAGCACGAGACCCUCAAACUGGAGGUCCAGCAGCUCCGUGAGGCACUGGUCGACACGGUGAGCAGCCAUAAGCGUGCAACAGCAGAUGGGCAGUGUCGAGAGGAGAAUCUGCUUCAGGAGACUGCCAGUAAGGAGGCUGCCAUGGCAACGCGGAUGGAGGAGCUGCAUACGGAACUUAAGCAGGCCCGAAUGGCGCUGGCCAACAGCACUGCUGAAAAUGAGAGGUUGGGCGGGCUCUCUGCUCAGCUGAAGAAGGAGUGUGAUGGUUUGGAGGCUGAGAAGGCUCGUGUCAGAGAGGAGUUGAAGGAAUUUAAGGUUCGCGAACUGCAGCAGCUUCAGGACAACACUGAACUGGAGGAAGAGAACAUCUCCUUACAGAAACAAGUCUCUGUGCUCAAAGAGAACCAGGUGGAGUUUGAGGCACUGAAGGUGGAGCUCUCGCAGAAGGAUGAGGAACAGGAGCUUCUGCGAGCGCAGCUGGAGGAGGCCGGGCGGCUGCGCGAGAUUGCCGAGAGGCAGCUGGAUGAGGCCCUCGAGGCCCUAAAGGAUGAGCGUGAGCAGAAGAACAGUUUAAAACGGGAGCUAGCUGCUCACACUCUCAACCCGUUUGACUCUGUGGUGCACCUGGACCUGCAGAUGGACGACAGCCUGGACGGAGAUCGGACUGCAGAGGAGAAGGAGCGGGGAGAUAAAGAGGAAGAAGAGCAGGACAGCGGCUACAACCACUCGAAAGGAAGCGAGAAGCAGCGUUGCUCUACUCCCAGGAACCGUGACGUGUUCCUUCGGCCUCAGGCUCCAGGGCUGGUGGCUGACCUGCUGAGCGAACUCCAUCUGUCCGACACUCAGAAGCUAAAACAGCAGCUGCUGCAGGUGGAGAGGGAGAAAGCAGCUCUGGCCAGUUCGGUCCAGGACCUACAGGAGGCACUGGCCCAGUCUAAAGUGGCUCUGGAUGAGCACAAAGUGAAGGUGGAGCAGCUCUCGCAGCGUUUGGAGGUCCUGCAAGGUUGCUCCACUUCUUCCAACCCCCUGUCUGGGACAAAAACCCAGGAGCAGAAUGGAAACAAUGAGCCAGUGAAUGAGGAUGAUCUGGAGCUGGAUGCCAAGAGUGCAGAGGUGCUUGAGAAGCGCAUGCGUGCAGCCAAUGCUGAGCUCAUGCAGCUGCGCGACGAGCUGAAGGAGGCAGGCGAGCGCUGCCGGGCCCUGGAAGAGCGCCACCUGCUGGAGAAGGAGCGCUGGAGAGCCGAGGCACAGGAACUGGCUGACAAGAUCCGCCAGUGCAUUGCCGCCAGCCGCCAUGACCAGGAACGCAUCGGUCAGCUGGAGCUUGAGAUCGGAGCCACACGACGUGUCGCCAGCGACUCCGAAUGCCACCUGAGUGCCACACAGGAGGAGCUGCUGGCCUUUUCUGAAGAGUUGGCCAACCUCUACCACCACGUUUGCAUGUGCAACAACCUCACACCACGUCGCGUCACACUGGACUACUACCGUGAUGGAGCACGAGGCGGGAGAAGGCACCACCAUGGAUCGUUCCGGAAGCAGAGGAGGUCAGGAGAGGCGCUGGGGAAAGGAGCACAUAGCGUAGAGUUGGACAUCACUACAGCGAAUGGAGACGCCUCGACAAACUGUGGAAGUGGCCCCAGCUCUCCAACACUGGACUUCAGGGACCCCACCAACGUGCGCAACCUGGUGGCUGUUAUUCGCUGCCAGAUUAAACACCUCCAGGUGGCCGUUGACCUGUGCAGGCAGCGUGGUGGCUUACCCUCCUCUGCAUUAGGGGGCAGCACUGAAUCUGACCGUGAAGCUCUGCUCGAGGAGGUGCUGAAGCUCAAGUCUCUUCUAAGCACCAAGAGAGAGCAGAUCGCCACACUCAGGACUGUCCUAAAGGCAAACAAACAGACUGCUGAGCUGGCUCUGAGCAACCUGAAGACCAAGUACGAGACUGAGAAGACUGUGGUGUCUGAGACCAUGCUAAAGCUGAGAAACGAGCUCAAGGCUCUGAAGGAAGACGCUGCUACUUUCUCCUCGCUGCGGGUCAUGUUUGCGAGCAGAUGUGACCAGUAUGUUACUCAAUUAGAUGAGAUGCAGAGACAGCUCGCUGUUGCAGAGGACGAAAAGAAGACACUCAAUUCACUCCUGCGCAUGGCCAUCCAACAGAAGCUAGCCCUGACUCAGCGGUUAGAGGACCUGGAGGCUCCACUGCAUGCCCACAGUAAUGGAAGCAGCCCAAGACGCUCCCGUGCCAAGCAGCUGGCCACCAAAUCGGGAAGAGCGCCACGGAGCCCCAUGAGAAGUAGUCCACGUGCCAGUCCUGUGUUGGUAUCAUCAUCAGGCCCUCAGGGCACGAGUGGGCAUCUGAGGGUGCAUUCACGCAGCCUCCAUGGCAGCCCUCGGUGAAUGCUCCAUUCCUCCUGUCCUGCUCCAGUGUGUGUGGACCGUGUUCAUGCCCAGCUCAGAACCACCCUUAACCCUCCAGACCCGACCCGACCCGAUCCGACAUCCACUUCAUCCCACUCCAAAACGCAUUGGGCUCCUCUUGUGCUUAUUCUCGUCUCGUCUCGUCUAUCUUUCUGUUUCUGUCUUAUUGUCCGUUUUUCAUGUCCUCUACCUCACUUUUUCUAUUUCUCCUCUCACUGUCUUGUUGGCUUGCUCAAGUGUUGCACAGCUUUGAGGAACUGAAAGCUCACCGGAGCCUCAUCUCAUUUCAUGAUGAGCUUUCUGAAGGAAGGCAAGUUAUGAAACUUGCUUUCAGUCUCAUGGACAUUGUAACACACCACACCCACCCCAAAAGACCAGUGUGCAUUUAACAAAAAAUAAAUAAAAAUUCCUGUCUUGUAUUUAGCUGCUGUCUUCAGAGAGGGUUAUGUAUGAAGGAAAUUAGACCCUGCUUUGUCAAUUGUUCUACUACCUAGAAUGACUGACAGUCCGACAGUAUUAGUGCACAGCUGAGGCAUGUUCAGAAUGAUGUUUGUGAGCUUCAUUUUCAAGUGUGUUCCAUUUCAUACUUCAUCUAUAAUGCACUGCUUCCGAAGCUUUGUCCUUCAGACUUCUGUAUGCUUAAACUAGAAAGACCAUCUUUAUUGGAAAAACAGAUUAAUAGGAACACUUUUCAUCUACUGUACUGUACAUUCAGUAUGGUUGUUACGGUUUCACAGUAUGAAAUGACUUCUUAUUACUGUCUACGCGUUUGUUUGUUUUUUUUUGUUUACCCAGUCAAGUGGUUUUCAUCCUUUGUGUGUCUAACUGCGGCAACCCCCUCCCUCAGGACUCACCUUAAACCAUAAUAACUAGUGUUUCUAACUUUAUCGUACACAACGCACAGAAGAACAUGAUGUUGCUGACCAGAGCUAAAUUAAACAACUAUUUUUCACCAAGCAGCUUAUAACAAUAAAUACUGACUGUCAGAGAUUUUAAGGAAAAAUUCUUUUCAUAAAUAUUUUUCUAUUGGGAUUUGAUCCUUUUUUUUUUUCUUUUUCCCCCCAUAGGUUUUUGUAUGCAAGGAGACUUUUAUACACAAUUUUUCGUCAAAUAUUUCUCUUUAAUUUUCACCACCUGCUCGUGUUUUUUUUUGGUUUUUUUAUAUGGUCUGUCAAUUCAGUGAUAACCUAGUUUUAAAAUAUCAUACUAUGAACCGUAACACCCCUACUCAGCGUCGUAAUGAAUAAAUGAAGUUCUGUGCAGAGGUCUGGAGGUCUCGCUGCUACCUAGAGCAAGUGUUUAAAAAAAAAAUUUUUUAAAAAGGACUGUCAAUAUUGUCCUGUCAGAACUACUGCCAGUUUUGCAAUCUUUUUACACAGGGUUAAACACAAAGCACUGUUACAGCAAUUACUACUCUGUUACAAGUACAAGCAAAGCCAUGUGUAGUUCUUUAUUAUUUAUCAAAGCAAUAAGGCACCAGUGUUUAUGCUGAAGGGAACACAUCAUGUGAGAGAAACAGGAUCUGGGACAGUGCCUUAAUUAUUUGCCGAGUUGACUGAUUUUUAGGAAAUUUGUCUUCAGACUUUGUAGGUACUUGUACAUAAUUUGUUUGUUGAAUAGUGUUUUUGUUUUGUUUUUGUUGUUUGCUUUACUGUGUACCUACAAAUUGUUCUAAGCUCCUUGAUUUUGUCCAUAACUGGCAGGACUUGGUAGCAUAAACAUAUCGCUGUUCUUAUCAGAGCAGUGAUUUUGUUUAUAUAUGUAUAUAAUAUGAUUCAUAUGUUGUAGUUGAUCGGCACAUGUUGGUCAGCUACAUGCCAGUGCAUGCUUAAACCAUGUUCCUGUAUGUGGGAUGCUUAACUGGACAGUGGUGUGAUAAAAUAAUGGAAUCAUAGAAAGAAAAUAUUUUGGGAUGAAGCUCCCAGCUGAAACAAAGCUCUAACUUUGCGUCAAAGACUUUUAUUUCUAAAAUAAUAAUGUGCUUUAUUACGUUAUUUAAGACUAAUCAAACAUGCUCUUUACACACAGAAAAAUUAUAACUAGUACAUACUUCCCAAGUUACCAUAUUUAUUAAAAAUGUUCACUGACACCAUGAUUCUGAUAUUUUUUCCCCACACCA